UUCAAUUUCUCAAAUGAGGCUAAACACUACAAACCCUUCCUUGGCUAAAAGUGAUACUGAUGCUGAGAAGUCAUCUUGCUUUCCUGACAACUUUCAUGUUCUCUCUGAACAAAACUUAGAAACUGGAUUGAAGCAGCCCAAGCAACAGCGGACCAAUCUUUUUGAGGGAAAGCCAGAUAUGGCAUUUGGGGUUACUUCUGGUGAAAGCCAAAUGGCACAGCAACAUAUGAUGAAGGAACCCAGAAAAAAUGGUCUUGCAUUGUGGCCAGGCUUGUCUUCUACUUUGCCCCUUAUUGCUCAGAGCCCUGGUUCUUCACAAACAUCUGCUACUAAAAUUCCAGCUUGGUUGGAUGCCGCAAUGUGUGGCCCCAGGACAUGGUCACUAGAAAGUGGUUCUUCAACUGAAAAGGUUUCGAAAGUCAUCAGGGAUAGGAAGUCGAUGAAGAGGUGUGCCGCUCAUGUUUACAUCGGUUGUCUCAUUCGUAAUUUACAGAUGCAAGACAGCAAAGAAAGCAAUCUUCAACAGCCUCUUCAGUUGAAACCCCUUAUAGGGUUAAAGCAAACAGCUCUUUUUUAUCCUAACAAUUGCAGUAAUUUGAGAAAUGGUAUAAAUGGCACUAUACCUCGUAGCGGUUCUGGCAAUUCUGCUACUGAUAGAAAUUCUUAUGAAGCUAGAAAUGGUAUUCUACAGCAAAAAAUGCUCCAUCAGGGACAGCGACAGGUUGCUUCAGAAUCUGGGAUGCACACUUCACAGGGGCAGAGUUUUGAUUUCUUGUCUUUGUCGGCUGGAAGUGUUAGUAUGGAAGCUAAUAAUAGCUCUACUAAAAUUGGAAAUGCAAUUGAAUCAUUGCCACAACACCAAGUUCCUUACUUUCAUUCACUUCCACAACAUCAGUCACUGGGGCCAUUCUCAAUACCCCCUAAUCGUUAUACCUCCUCUGCUUAUACAGACCAGCUUUCAACAGCAACGGCUGAACAGCAGGUCCAACUGCAGCUACCUCAAUAUCUCAGUAACCCUAUCCGUGGCCCUCCUUACACAAAUAAUUCAGGUGUUGCAAAACAACAGCAGCAACAGCAACGAGUUUGGGCAGCUCACCUAGCAGCUCAGUACAGGCCCUGUGGAACUUAUCCGGUCUUGACUCAAGUCCCAAGUUGGCUAAAUGGGAAGCCUGAGUCUUCUACGUUGAUGCCCUCACCCUGUGCUCAAAUAGCCAUCCCUUCCCAUUCAACUCUUGAUGCUGUUGGGCCCAAGUAAAAUAUAGUCCCACAACAUCAGCAGCCGAAAAUUGCUGUUCCUUCAUCAUUGCCCUCUGCAAGCAGUGGUGGAUUUCGUGCCGGUGGGCCAUUGCCGGUGCAGUUACUUUGCAACAAGCGCCUCUGAAUUUGAAGUAGAAGGUUCUUUCCACUUAAUGAUGCACGGUAACAUUAUUUUAUUCUUUCAACUCCACGUGAGAUCUGGUGCUCAUCCUUGACAUGAUCAAACCGGGAGAGGUUUAUUUAAUCAACCAAGGCAUGAAAACUAACGAGAGAGCUUGCUGGUAACUCUGAGAUUCAGUCUCAUAAGAUAGCAGCAAGAAGAUUCCUGUUGAGUUCCCUCUUAAAUACGGUAUUUUGAUGCCCAUUGCUCCAUUGUCACCCGCUUUACAGUGAAAGAUACAAAAAAAGGCUAAUUGUGUAAUAUCAAAUUGGAAAACAAUUGAAGCUUC
Molecule: messenger RNA, 1706 nt
Organism: Durio zibethinus
Lineage: Eukaryota; Viridiplantae; Streptophyta; Magnoliopsida; Malvales; Malvaceae
Source: RefSeq, a predicted model, not a curated record